Molecule: messenger RNA, 7542 nt
Organism: Penaeus vannamei (Pacific white shrimp)
Lineage: Eukaryota; Metazoa; Arthropoda; Malacostraca; Decapoda; Penaeidae
Product: cytoplasmic dynein 2 intermediate chain 1
Biological process (GO): intraciliary transport
Cellular component (GO): cytoplasmic dynein complex
Molecular function (GO): dynein light chain binding; dynein heavy chain binding
Source: RefSeq, a predicted model, not a curated record
UCCAGCUGUCAGAGGGGAGCGUGUGUGUCAGUUCCUCGGCUACUCGAGGGGAGGAGUGUCCUUGUUUCAUUGCUGUAAGGGACGAAGGAGGUAAUAAAGGCUGUUUUGAUAGAGCCAGUAAGUAGGAAGAGACAGUCAAAAAGACAGAAAUGAAGGAAAGGGAAAGGGUACCAAAACCCGGAGGCUCUGACAGGACAAGGCCAAAACCCUCUACAAGACCUGCACCUGGGACCAAGGAACCUACUUCAAGGACAAGGCCAGCUCCCGGUGCACCCAAAGCCUCUUCAUCCUCUUCAAAAUCAUCGUCCUCUGGAGCCAAGGCUUCAACGAGUGGUGCAAAAUCAUCAUCAUCCACUUCAAAGUCAUCAUCAUCCACGUCAAAGUCGUCAUCAUCCACGUCAAAGUCGUCAUCAUCCAGAGCCCCUGCGUCAACAUCCAGAACUCCAGCAUCAACAUCUAGAACCCCCGCAUCAUCUUCGAAGACUCCAGCAACAAAAUCAUCUUCAUCCCGAGCCCCGCCGACAAGGUCAUCCUCAAAACCCCCAUCGGAUUCAUCGAGAACUCCAAAGACUGCAGCUUCGACCUCCUCAAAGUCCAGGUCAUCAUCAAAGCUAGACGAGAAGCCAUCAGCAAGUAAUGCCAGACCUCCAAGACCAAGUGACAAAGAUGGCAGAUCUAAUCGAACAAGUUCAAGGAGACCAGGUGAUUCGAGGUCUCCAUCCAAGGCAGACCGAGAGUCUCGUAGGGGGGAGAAGGCGGCCUCUAAGUCAUCGUCAGGCAGUAGUAGCAGGACUUCAAAAGAUCCUGACCGAAGUAGAGAUGAAAAGAGACGCUCCGAUCCGAAGUCAAGCGAAAGGAGUAGUACUUCUAAAAGCCAGAAAGAUACUUCAGUAAGAAAAGAGAGAGACAAAGGCGAUAGCGUGAAAUCUUCGAGCAGAAGUAGGCGCAGCAAUGAUGAGGAUUCAGCAUCGGCUGCAAAAGACAGAGGUAAAGGAGAUCAUGCAAAAUCAUCCAGUAGAAGUAAGCGCAGCGCUGACAGUGAGCCCCCUUCGGAAAAAGCACCGAAGGAACACAAAGAGAAAUCGAAGGAAAGAAUCAAAUCCAGCAAGUCCGAUAGAAUCAAAAGUUCUCGAACAAAAGAGAGAUCUCCAAGUGAACAACAGGAUUCUGGUGUUGAUGAUGUGAAUCUGAAGGGACCCGUGAUCAGUCAGAAUGGCCUAGGGCCAGACAUGGACGCAGUUGACCAGAACCAGAAUAGCCUUGAAACAAUGGAGUCAGGAAUAUCGCUGUCAUCACCAAGAGACCUAAGUGAGGUUGACGUAGAGGAGUCCAUAUCUUCAAAGAUGGUCGAGGUAGACGAAAUGCAGGACGCAGACCUUGAUGAUGAGGACGAGGCUAUGAUCGACAACGAAGAAAGUUUCCUUGAUAUGGAGGGUAAAUUUUCCCAGAAUGCAAGUAUGGACAUGACAGGGGAAACAAACCAGGCACAGGGUGAAGAUGAUGACGAUAACGAUGACUAUGAGGAAGAUUUUGAGGAUUAUGAGUCAGACUUUGAAGAUGAUGAUGGAGAUGAGGAUGAAGAUGAUGACACGGAUGAGGAUGAGGAUGAGGAUGAUAAUGAUAGUGAAGCUGAAGAUGUUAGUGCUAAUGAAGACACGGAAGAAGAUAGUGAUGUAGGUGAACCAGAUCCUAAUAUGGCUGAAGUUCUGAGAGCUUUACAAGAGGAAAAUGAUUUGAAGAAAAGAUUACAACGUACAGUUAGUUUUGAUGAACCAGACAUGGAUGAAGAACCAGAACCAGACACGUUACCGGCACAGGAUGAAGAACCUAAAAUUGAACCAGCGUUGGAAACUUACCCUACAGUCAAACCUGCAGAAGCUCCUAACCAGAGACCAAAGACCUCUCGAAGUUUUGUCAACUUCGCUGUUGCUAAGAAGAAGCAGGCUGCAGCACAGCUGUCUUCUAAAAUGAGCACCCGAGGGCAGAAGCUGUUGAACAUGAUACAGCUGGAUACUGUUACAGUAGAAUUACUAACUUUGUCACCAGUUUCCUACGAGGCAUAUAUAUCCAGCUUUGGGCAUUCUAACAGACAACAGGUUAGCAUCCAGACAAAUGAGGAUGCUUUGAGUGAAGAAGUCCAGACUGACGAAAUUCUGAAAAGGGAUAAGUGGACCCAAAAACCUGUACAUAUAAGUAUUGGCAAGGACGAAAAAUUGCCUGAGCCUGAGGACUACCUUGGGGUCGGAGGAGACAUGGACCCUAUUGGUUUUACCGAGAGUUCAACCAGCAACACAGCACGACUCACCUCAUUCCUUACCUCAGCAUCGCAGGUGAUGCUGGCACUCCUGGAAGAAGAGCUGGUAUGGGAGCUAGAGAAUACCAAGAAGACAAAUGACGUGGAGACUACAUCCGAUGGUUUAGGCUUCUCUCACCCGCCCGUACCCAUGGGCUCUAGCGUCCAGUCUCUCCUUGAAGGUCGACCUUCUCCUUUUGUUCAGUUCUGCAACAGUGAACCAAUGAUGCUUUUAUCUGGCCAUGGUUUCAGAAAUGUGGAAGAAGAAUCUGAAGAUGAGGCCAAAUUGAAUGAAAGCAGUCUCAUUUGUGUUUGGUGGGUGCAGGAGCCCUCGCGUCCUCAGCACCUUCUUAGUUCUCGUUCAGUACCCACAAGUGCCACCUUCAGUCCUGGCCGUCCAUCGUUGGUAUUAGCUGGCUUAGAGGAUGGGUCCUUAGCUGCGUGGGAUCUCCGAGAGCCUGUCACCCUUCACACACAGUUUAUAGAAAUAGACGGAGUUAUGUGGAAAGUUCGAGUGCCCUCGUUUGUCACAGCCUGCAAUGAAGUUGGUGAUGGAGAGGGAAGCAAAAUUGUUUCAAUACAGGCUGUAACUAAGCAGGAGGAUAUGGAUAUGAACAGCCAAGGAUCAUUUCAGGUUGUUACACUGUCUAGGGAUGGAAGAGUAACAUGGUGGGUUGUUGUGCGGGUUCCACUUGUGAGUGCCGUUGGAGACAUCCUUGGAGGGAAGAAGUCAGGUAUUAAUAUCACGAAGAGCAAUUCUGCAGUUGUCUCUCCGCAUCUGGGAGCUUCACCCUGGUCGAGGAUCGCUCUCAACCGAUCAGCAACAAUCAGUGUGGCUACAACUCUUUAUGGUGAGGAAGUGCUCAGUGAUGCAGUUUUAUGUCAUGAUCUGAGAUUAGAUGCAAGUGACCCGAGUCAGCUGUAUGUUGCAACGGUUAGUGGGGCGGUUGCUCACUGUUCCCGCCAUUCUUCGCGCAUGCAUCCACGGGCCUACUUGCCUGAAAUUGAACCUGGAUGCGAAGCCCUCUGCCUUGCUCUAUGUCCUCAUGACCACCGGUACAUACUCGUUGGAGGCAGCGAUGGUGUUGUGAGACUCCAUAGCACCGCCUCAGAAAGACCUCUUACAUCCUGGCAGUCGUCGCCUGACUGUGUCCCUGUAGUGGACCUCCAGUGGUCACCUGCCCGACCAUGUGUCUUUUAUGUGCUGGAUGCUAAUGCUAGGUUACAUAUAUGGGACCUCAGUGCAGGUGACAUCUUCCCAGUCCUGACGGUAGAAACAGGCGGCUUAGUUGGGGGAGUUUUAAGCUCAUUCCACAUUGCUCCCACAAAGACAACCUCACAUCAUCCUCUUCAUGGUGUAUUCGCAAAUGACCAGGGAGAGCUGGUAUUACGGCAGGUCAGUCCUGAAUUUUGCACACAUCAAGUCCUUGAAGAUUACAACACAGAGCUGGAAAGGUUUACGUACUAUGUCAAUAUUAUUUAAAAUCUUAUGCAGGUACACCAUUCCUCUGUUUUGUCUUUUAGGAUAUAAUAAAUUUAUAAAAGUGGUAUUAUACAAAGCUAUACAAAUAAAGUUCAUUAAACAAACGUGAAGCAAAGAUUCUAGUCAGAAUAAUCAUGCAAUUGAAAGUAAUGUGCUAGUCAGAUCUUACCAAUGAAUUACAAGAUUUUUGUGUAAGCUCUUAUGUGUGUAUAUAGUGUAAGGUAGUAUAUUUAUAUACAUAUAUAUGAAUAUAUAUUUUUAUCAUUUUGUUUUGGGUUAUCUUAAUUUGUUUAGUUGAAAUACUUUAAAAUAUAUUAUGAAAGUAUUCUGCCUUUAUUGAUAUAAUAAAAACAAAAAUUAUUGAGCUAAGGAAGCAAAAAUAAAGUAGGAAAGGAAUGAUGAGUAGUAAAUUUGUACCCAUAGGAAUUCAUGAGUACAAUUAUACUUUCAGUAGCUAUCGGUUAUGCAUUCAUAUUCUGCUAUGAAGCCCUGAAGGAUGCUACUUUUGAAAGGCAUUUCUUAGCCAUUAGACACAACCUUGAGAAUGUAUAAAGCACUUCUCAUACAAAGAUAUUAAAAAGUUAAUGAAUUGUAGUCACUUGCAAAACUAACAUAUAUGAUAUGAGUUUGAAAUGUACCUAUUUUUCUUGUCAGGAGGUGAGGGUAUUUACAGAAAAUACAGUUAUUGGUUUGCUUGCAAGGACUGCUAUCUUUACUGGAGGUAGACACUGAAUUUUCUAAACAACUUCUUGAUAAUUGUGAAGUUAGUGAGAGACCUAAUGUGCCAUAUAGUUCUUUCUUGCCAGAAUACUUCCCUUAUUGGCAUACAAAAACAGCUAGGCGUUUUUGUUUGAUUUUAAUAUCCCUGGAGUGUCUGGAGCAGUGUAUUUCAGCCAGAUAUUGGUCAAAAGUCCUUUAAAGCAUCAUGAUGAUAUUCUUUCUUUUUUUGUUACUUAGAUAUACACUUGCUAUUCUGAAAGAAAAUCAUUAUGUAUAAGAAAUAGAAAUAAGAAAUAAUUUUUUGGAAUUAUGAAAUAUUGGGGGUAAAGGUGGGUGAAUAAUUAAUUCUGUUCGUGUUUUGUAAGUAGUAAAUGAAACAAAGGAAAGAACAGGAUAACAGGAUUGUGCUGAGGGCAUGUAAGAGAACAAAAUUCAGCUGUGGUAAAAGGACAAAGUUAAUGCUAUUUGCAGUAUUGCAAGAUAGCGAUGUCAAGUCCUUUUAGGGUUACAUUAAUGAGUAGAAACACUUAUUUGGGUGUUAUGAGUAUGUGAAUAAAUUGCAGACAAACUUUUGCAUCAAGAAUACAAGUACCAGGUAUUAGGUGAAUAGUUGACUUGUUAGCUGCUUAGUAGGUAACUCCUUGGGUAUUAAGAGUAAUAUAAGUACAAUAAAUGAUUAGGUGAGAAAUACAAGAUUUGAACCUAGUUAGCUCUUUUAUCCAUAUAUAUGAUGUUGCUCAGGAGAGGAAACACAGUUCAAGUGGUUUUUGAUUCAGUGUAUAAAGAGAAUUUGCAAGAGUUUCUGGGUUUAUUUAAUUUCAUGCUAGAGAGAGGUAUUUAUUGUGGUUCAUUUAUGAAUGUCACAGCUAAGAAAACUACAGUGAAAGUGACAGUCUGCUGUUAGAAUGUGCUCAGACCUCGGAGUAUUGUUCGAACAAGAACUAUGAAGUAAAAAUACCAGUAGGUAUAGUGAGAGAAGAGAUAGAGCCAGCUGAUUUGUAACUGUACCAAGCAAUUUAUCUGCACAUGCAAACAUGCUGUGAUAUUAUGUUGUGUCUUAUUGUCCGUCCAUAUUAAGGUAAGAAGACAUACAUUAUAAAGUCUGGCUUAUGAUAGUGAAUGAAGGUCAUAUGAGCUUGUUUGGUCAAGAUACACUAGUCUUUGUAGUAGGAAAGGAGGAAGUGAAUUUGUUGGCAAAAAUUUACAGAUUUGUCUUUGGAAAUAGUUUAUUUUAGAGUUCAAAUGCAUAAUCCAAACAGGUUAAAAUGACCUACAGGCAAUCAGGCUUAUCUAUACUCAUUCACACUGACUUCAGUAGCCUCCGAAGCACCUUGUACACAUAUAUUGUAAUUGAUAUAUGUACACAUCCCAUUGUUUGCAUUCUUCACAUGUUCAGUCAUCCUCCCAUAUCUAAAUCAUGCUCACACUUACAUACAUAAUUUUAUUUAAGUACAUUGUUAAAGGGACUUUAUAUUUAUGUUAUAUGAUUUAUAAUCCUGUUUAUAAUCUUGAGGGAAGAAAGUUAUGAACAGUAAGAUUCUUUGAUGUUUUGGCUCUGUUGUCUUCAUUACCAUCAUUAUAAUUUCAGUUGUAUAUUAUGUACUAGAGAGUUUGAAAUCUUACGUAAUAGUUUUGAAAGAAGGUAUUUGUAAUUUAGGAGAAGGUAUAUGAACAGGAGUAUCAUUUAGGAAGGGAAGCUUCGACAAGCAGCCACCUCUCAUCCCCCCUUUCCAAGAUAUGGCUUGCCCGCCUCCCCCCAAACACACACGUGGCCCAAUUUUAGGGCUUUCUAUAUUACUGGGUAAUUUUAUCUCGAGGAAGUAAAUGGUGUUUUAUACACUGUAUAAUUUAUAAUUGUAGACAGCAGCAUUGAUGACAUAUAAUGCAUCUUCUGACCCAUAAAAGCCAAUGCCUAUCCAAAAGCAGUCUAGAAUGAAGCAAUCAAUUGUAUGUUAGAUUUUAUUUAUUUAUUUAUAUUCAUGAAAUAUAUUUCUUUCCUUUCUGAUUUUCCCUGUUUUACAUAUGGAGAUGUCUCUCUGUCACUUUAUCGCACAAUGCUAGAGCCUUUCUUUUGUUUUAUUAUGGGUGUGUUGUGCCCAUUCGUAUAUGAGAUGUGUAUACCAAUGAAUGAUUUCUUCUCUUAACUGUUUUAUAGUUGAAUAAUCACUUCUUUAGCUUAUGUGUCAAUAUAGUGCCAAGAGAGUGGUAGAUUACUUACAAGAGAUACUGAAUUUGCACAAGCAAACUACCACUCUUUUAUGUCAGCUCUUACGUUAAAUUAUUAUUAUAUCUUUCAAAGACAUCUAUACAUAUUCUUCAAAAGCCAAAAAACAAGAAGAAAAAAUAAUGGUUAUAGAUUAUUGUAUAUAAGUCAGAGUAAGUUAAUCCUAGAUGUUCAUGAUGUAGUUAAAGUAUGUAUAUACAUACAUACAUAAAUACAUACAUACAUAAAUACAUACAUACAUACAUACAUACAAAGUUAUUGAAAUUCUAGUCCUUUCUCUCUGUUUCCAUAAUUUAUUUUUUCCACGUUAAGGGAUCAUUUCAUUUGCAUUUGUGAUGAUUAUAUUCAGCAUAUGGAUUGUUCUCUUAAGAUUCUAGAAAUGACAAAGAAUGUAUCAUUGAUGUCAUAUGCUUCAUGAGAAUGUGUGUCAUAGAUGUCCCAUGCUUCAUAUGAUGAGGGCCAGUAUGUGGAAAGGCCGGAUAUAAUUACAUUUUCACGGUACUAAACAGAUGGGAAUUGUCCAGUAAUUGUUACUUAUUUAUACAGUGUUAAUAUUCCUUGAAAAACAGUUGUGUUGUCUUUUUUGAACGUGAUUUGUUAAUUAGUUCAGUUAUCAUGUUAAACACACGUUAAUUCAAAUGUACUAUGGUAUGAAUUAACUCGGCUGUAUGGAUCUUUGGAAAUCAAGGUAUUAAAUGAUCUCAGAGGUGCAGUGUACUCCAACACGUAAACUAUUCCGUCCAUCUGUACAAGGCUAUUUUCGUUAAUCAUGAAAAAAGACAUGUAAUGUUGAUAUAUCCAAAAUAAAGAUAUGUUUAAAAA